This is a messenger RNA of Vidua chalybeata, 4278 nucleotides long. It is a transcript of the gene CHAMP1, whose product is annotated as chromosome alignment maintaining phosphoprotein 1. The record is from RefSeq and is a predicted model, not a curated record. Gene Ontology annotation, biological process: attachment of mitotic spindle microtubules to kinetochore. The coding region runs from base 662 to 3499 and encodes 945 amino acids. NCBI's taxonomy places the organism in Eukaryota, Metazoa, Chordata, Aves, Passeriformes, Viduidae. The transcript has 2 exons.
GGGCAGCAGGGAGCCGGCGGCCCCGGGAAAGCCGAACCCGCAGGCACCCCCUUCCCGCAGGAAAGUUAAAGUGAUGCCGGCGGAGCGAGGAGCAGGAGGAGCACGCUGCCGGUGUGUUGUGCUGGGAUAGCGAGUUCGGCACGGGACGUGUCCCCGCCGGGACCGGGCCCUUCCCCGGUGACAGAAAUAGCUGCCGGGAGCGACUGCGUCGCACGUGGGAGCAGAGAAGCAGGUGCAGAGCCAAGGCUCACAGCAAUUCUGGAGAGCAUGUCCUGUGAGGAGCGGCUGAGGGAGCUGGGGUUGUUCAGCCUGGAGAGCAGGAGGUUCAGGGGGGACCUUAUCACUCUACAGCCGCGUGAAAGGAGGGUGUAGCCAGGUGGGGGUCGGCCUCUCCUCCCAGGCAACAAGUGACAGGACGAGAGGACAUAAUCCUAAAUUGCACCAACGGACGUUUAAAUUGGACAUUAGGAAGAAUUUCUUCACUGUGGAAGUGAUUGGACAUUGGAAUGGACUCUCCAGAGUGGUGUUGGAGUCACUGUCCCCGAAGCUGUUUAAGGAAAGACUGGACGUGGCACUGAGUGCCCUGGUCUACUUGACAAGGACUCGAAAAAUCCUCUUUAAAAGGUGCAGUGCUCUGGAAGCUGUUACUGCCUAUAGAAAAAUGGACAUGUUGCAGAUACUACGUAAAACCACAGAGCGCUUGGAAUGUGACUACUGCAGCUUCAGGGGAACUGAUUAUGAAAACAUACAAAUUCAUAUGGGCACUGUUCACCCAGAGUAUUGUGAUGAAAUGGAUGCUGCUGGUUUGGGUAAACUUAUCUUUUAUCAAAAAAGUGCAAAACUGUUUCACUGCCAUAAAUGUUUCUUUACCAGCAAGAUGUAUUGCAACGUAUAUUACCACAUCAAAGCACAGCAUGCAGCACCUGAGAAGUGGAACGAAGAGCAGAAAGAGCAACAGGUAGAAGGAGAUUCAGAUUCAUCCAAGAAAAGUGUCACAUUGGAGCCACAGAAACCUACCCUUUCCCCUGAGUCACGCAAACCUGCCCUUUCUCCUGACCUCCCCAAAUCUGAACCUGUUGUUUCCCCCAAGCUUCAGAAAUCUUCUGUGUCCCCGGAGCCCCAGAAGUCUGUUCAGGUGACUUCCCCAGAGCCAGAGAAGUCAGUCCAGACUGUGUCCCCAGAUCCAGAAAAGUCAGCCCAGGCCACAUCUCCCGAUCCAGAGAAGUUAGCCUCAUCUAUGUCCCCUGACCCACAGAUGCCACCUCCUGCUGUGUCUCCUGACCCACAGAAGCCAUCUCCUGUCAUGUCUCCUGACCCACAGAAGCCAUCUCCUGCUGUGUCCCCCGACCCACAGAAGCCAGCCCCAGCCGUGUCGCCAGAGCCCCGUCGGCACUCCCCAGCAACGUCUCCAGAGCCCCGUCGGCAUUCCCCCGCCAUAUCACCUGAGCCCCGGCGCCAUUCUCCUGCUGUGUCUCCAGAACCCCGCAGAUACUCCCCAGCUGUGUCACCAGAGCCAAAGAAACCUCCUCCAGCAGUGUCCCCUGAGCCACGGAGGUAUGCCCCAGCUGGGUCUCCUGAGCCACGGAGGCAUCCCUCUCAAAUGCGUAGGCCCGCUUCUGCUUCUUCUCCUGAAAGCCGGAGGCCUGCUUCUGCAGUUUCACCAGAGUCAUGGAGACCUGGUCCCACUGUUUCCCCUGAGCCCUGGAGGUCUUCACCUCAUGAAGUGCAGAAGUCUUCCACAGUUUCUCCCUGGGCUUCAAAGCCUGCCAUGUCGGUGUCCGUAGAAUCCCGGAGGUCUGCCCCCGAGUCCCGAAGGCCUGGUUCGGUUGUGUUGCCAGAACCUAGGAGGCUUGUUUCUGAUUCGUGUAAGUCUACGUCCUUUUCUGAAUCUCAGAAGUCUACUCUUGUUUCUUCUGAGCCCUGGAAACCCAUCUCAUCUGUUUACCCUGAAGGCUGGAAACCUGUUCUGUCCCCUGACACAUGGAAGCAUUCUCCCCCUGUUUCUCCUGAUCUUCGAAAGUCCAGUCACACUGUUUCCUCUGACUCUUGGAAGCCUUCUUUCUUUCCUGAGGUCCGUAAGCCUGGUGUUUCAGUAUCUCCUGAAUCUUGGAAACUCUCUGAGUCACGGAAAUCUAUGUAUUUUUCUGAAACUCAGAAAUCCACCUCUGCUGCUUCAUCUGAGAUUCAGAAACGGUCUCAUUUCCCUGAACCUCGGAAAAGAGUGUUGUUCCCAGAGACUCGUAAAUCUAAUCCUACUGCUUCUACUGAUGUCCAGAAACGUGCUGUCUUUUCUGAGCCCCAGAAUCAGAUGUCUGCUUCUGCUAUUUCUGCUGAAGGUCAAAAGCAAGCUCUGUGUUCUGAAGCCCAAAAAUCCGCUCUUGUUUCUUCUGAAGUCCAGAAGCAUGCCCUGUUUUCUGAAGCCCAAAAACUCACUUCCAUUUCCUCUGAAGUUCAGGAGUCUACUUCCUUUCUAGAGUCACAGAAAUCCACAUCUCCUGAAGUUCAGAAACAUGGCCUCUUUACUGAGUCCCAGAAACCUACUCCUGUUUCUCCUGAGACACUUAAGCAAGCUGUUUUCACAGACUGCCAGAAAUCUGCUGUUUCCCCUGAUGUUCAAAAGCAUGCUGUAUUUUCUGAGAUGCAGAAGCCUGCUGCUGCUCUAUCCUCUGAUGUCCAGAGACAUGCUGAAACUACUGUACCUUCUGAAAUCCAGAAGAACAUCCUGUUUUCCGAGCCUCACAAGCCUGCUUCGGGCUUUUUCUCUGAGCUCCAAACACCUAGUGAGUCGGGUGAGAGUGACUUUCUCUCACACAGUUUAGAUGAUCAGAAACCACUGGAUGAUUUAUUCUCACAGGAUGAACAAUCACUAUUAGCCAAAGAAUCACCUGAACACAUGUUAUAUUCAUGCCCAAAAAAGAAGCCCAAGAAGGAAAACCAGGAGAACUCAGAUUCUGAACUAAAUAGCAGUGAGUGUGGAAAACCAGUGGUGGACUCAAUGGAGAUAAAGGAACAAGAAUCCAACAGUGACCAGGAGCAGUAUGAUAUGGAGUCAUCUGAUUACAGCAAAGAGAGCAAAAUGGAUGCAACUACGCCUACGCAGCCACAGUGUGUGCUUCAGUUUACUGAAGAGAAAGAGGCUUUCAUCUCUGAGGAAGAAAUAGCAAAAUACAUGAAGCGUGGCAAGGGAAAGUAUUACUGCAAAAUUUGUUGCUGUCGUGCAAUGAAAAAAGGUGCUGUCUUGCACCAUUUAGUUAACAAGCAUAAUGUUCAAAGCCCAUACAAAUGUAAAAUAUGUGGCAAAGCUUUUCUCUUGGAGUCUCUUCUUAAAAAUCAUGUUGCUGCUCAUGGUCAAAGUCUGUUGAAGUGUCCCCGUUGUAAUUUUGAAUCAAAUUUUCCCCGAGGCUUUAAGAAACAUUUAACCCAUUGCCAAAGCCGUCAUAGUGAUGAUACACCUAAAAAACACUUGGACAGCCUUGAACCACUCGAAGAACAAAUUUAAUCUUUUUUUCCCCUUGUGCUAGAAAAGCUGAAUUUACGAAGUGUUCAAAAGUGUUAUUGUAUGUUAACCGAGUAGUUUAGCUGAUCUGACAAGUCAGAAGAUGCAUGGUUUAUUGUACUAUGUUUAACUUGUCUUAUAGCUGUAUUACUGAAAAGAUUUACUUUUGAAAGUAAUUUUAAAUGCGUGUUCAUGUCUUUGUAUUACCCAUCAGUAGAGUCAUAUUUUAUUUUUCAGAUGUACUAUGUUUUUGAAACCAAAAUGGAUACAAAUUAGUUUUGUAAAGAUUUGUAAAACAUAUAGGCAAUUAAGGACUGGAGUGGCAAACAAUCUGUAUUUUCCUGUGAAGACAACUUCUUUUUCCACAUUUGUUAAAUGUUGUAUUUUUUAAAAUGUUUUUAUCAAGUUCUCAAAUCAAAAUUCUCACUAAAUUGAAUGUGAAUGAGCAAGAAUAUGAGGAACUACCAAUAUUCCUGGAAUAAUUCUGCCCUGAGGUUGUAAUUGAGUGUAUAGACAUUUGCUGGAAAUUUAUUGCACUCAGUUCUCUGACUUGUCUCAGAUUUAGAAGCAUCAAGGUACUUAUUUUGUGAUUCUGUAUUUUGGCCAUGUUUUAAUUAUUUACUAAUAUCCAUUAAAUUGAUAGAUUAACAUCAGACUAUGUAUAGCUCAACACUUUCUCUUGAUGAUCCAGAUGUUUGUAAUGUCAGACAACCCCUAAAUUUCCUGUAAUUGGUGAAAUGUUAUGCUUUAAUGUUUUAACAAUAAAAAGAAAUCCAACCUGG